ACUUCCUUUUCAGAGCUGUAUCCGGGUCGCUGCUUUCCCUAUUGUCUGAGGCAGCCGCCCUCGCGCUGUGCAAUUUCUGGUCUUUCGUUGCUUCUGGUCCAGGCUAAUAAAGUUUUUCUUUCUUUAAUUUUUUUUCUUCUAGUUUUAACGGGAGAAAUUAACUCCCCGGGGCCGCCGGGUUGACUGCGCUGCCUGGGCCGGAGGUCUUCUCCGGCCAGGGAGCGCUGUGGGAAGGGGCUCGAGCGGCCAGGGCCAGGCGAGGCCGGGGGGGCGGGGGGUUAGGGGACCGCGGGGCUACUCUUGGGAGCGCCCCUGUCCGGCUGGCUGCGCGCCGGUUUUAAAUAGCAUCUUUCGGACUUGUCUUCGCGGCCCCAGUCCCCGACCUCGGCGCUGCCUGGGCUCCUGCAGCCUCUCCCUAAGUCUUCUCCAAACGACCACCUCACGGAUUCCUUAUGGAUCGCAGCUCCAAGAGGAGGCAGGUGAAGCCUUUGGCAGCUUCUCUGCUGGAAGCUCUUGAUUAUGAUAGUUCAGAUGACAGUGAUUUUAAAGUUGGAGAUGCCUCAGAUUCUGAAGGGAGUGGUAAUGGAAGUGAAGAUGCUUCAAAGGACAGUGGAGAAGGUUCCUGUAGUGAUUCUGAAGAAAAUAUUUUAGAAGAAGAACUGAAUGAAGAUAUUAAAGUAAAAGAAGAACAACUUAAAAAUUCUGCAGAGGAAGAAGUACUAUCAUCAGAAAAACAAUUAAUUAAAAUGGAAAAGAAGGAAGAAGAAGAAAAUGGAGAAAGACCUAGAAAGAAAAAGGAGAAAGAGAAGGAAAAAGAAAAGGAAAAGGAGAAAGAGAAGGAAAGAGAGAAGGAAAAAGAAAAAGCAACAGUAUCUGAGAAUGUGGCUGCUUCUGCUGCUGCCACCACACCAGCCACAAGUCCUCCUGCUGUUAACACAUCCCCUUCUGUUCCCACUACGACAACCGCUACAGAGGAACAAGUCAGCGAGCCAAAAAAAUGGAACCUUCGACGAAACCGACCACUUCUGGAUUUUGUGUCCAUGGAAGAGCUGAAUGACAUGGAUGACUAUGACAGUGAGGAUGACAAUGAUUGGCGACCUACUGUAGUAAAGAGAAAAGGGAGAUCUGCGUCUCAGAAAGAGGGAAGUGAUGGAGACAAUGAGGAUGAUGAAGAUGAGGGAAGCGGGAGUGAUGAAGACGAGAAUGAUGAAGGCAAUGAUGAAGAUCAUAGUAGCCCUGCCAGUGAAGGGGGUUGCAAGAAGAAGAAGAGUAAAGUUCUUAGCAGAAACAGUGCUGAUGAUGAGGAACUGACCAAUGAUAGCCUGACCCUAUCUCAAAGCAAGAGUAAUGAGGACUCGCUGAUUCUUGAGAAGAGUCAAAACUGGAGCUCUCAAAAAAUGGACCAUAUUCUGAUUUGCUGUGUUUGUCUGGGAGAUAAUAGUGAGGACGCUGAUGAAAUAAUUCAGUGUGACAAUUGUGGCAUUACAGUCCAUGAAGGUUGUUAUGGAGUUGAUGGAGAGAGUGACUCUAUUAUGAGUUCAGCUUCUGAAAACUCCACUGAACCUUGGUUUUGUGAUGCCUGUAAAUGUGGUGUUUCUCCUAGCUGUGAACUGUGUCCUAAUCAGGAUGGAAUUUUCAAGGAGACAGAUGCUGGAAGAUGGGUUCAUAUUGUUUGUGCCCUGUAUGUUCCUGGAGUAGCCUUUGGAGAUAUUGACAAAUUACGACCAGUAACACUAACGGAAAUGAACUAUUCCAAAUAUGGUGCCAAGGAGUGUAGCUUUUGUGAAGACCCUCGCUUUGCUAGAACUGGGGUUUGCAUUAGCUGUGAUGCAGGGAUGUGCAGAGCCUAUUUCCAUGUGACCUGUGCUCAAAAGGAAGGUCUGCUUUCAGAGGCAGCGGCGGAAGAGGAUAUAGCAGAUCCAUUCUUUGCUUAUUGUAAGCAACAUGCAGAUAGGUUAGACAGAAAGUGGAAGAGAAAAAACUACUUGGCUCUACAGUCCUAUUGUAAAAUGUCUUUGCAAGAGAGAGAGAAGCAACUAUCACCAGAAGCACAGGCAAGGAUCAAUGCCCGGCUUCAGCAGUAUCGUGCCAAAGCAGAACUAGCUCGAUCUACCAGACCCCAGGCCUGGGUUCCAAGGGAAAAAUUGCCCAGACCACUCACCAGCAGUGCUUCAGCUAUUCGUAAACUUAUGCGGAAAGCAGAACUCAUGGGGAUCAGUACAGAUAUCUUUCCAGUGGACAAUUCAGAUACUAGUUCUAGUGUGGAUGGAAGGAGAAAACAUAAGCAACCAGCUCUCACUGCAGAUUUUGUGAAUUAUUAUUUUGAGAGAAAUAUGCGCAUGAUUCAAAUUCAGGAAAAUAUGGCUGAACAAAAGAAUAUAAAAGAUAAAUUAGAGAAUGAACAAGAAAAGCUUCAUGUAGAAUAUAAUAAGCUAUGUGAAUCUUUAGAAGAACUACAAAACCUGAAUGGAAAACUUCGAAGUGAAGGACAAGGAAUAUGGGCUUUACUAGGCAGAAUCACAGGGCAGAAGUUGAAUAUACCGGCAAUUUUGCGAGCACCCAAGGAGAGAAAACCAAGUAAAAAAGAAGGAGGCACACAAAAGACAUCUACUCUUCCUGCAGUACUUUAUAGUUGUGGGAUUUGUAAGAAGAACCAUGAUCAGCAUCUUCUUUUAUUGUGUGAUACCUGUAAACUACAUUACCAUCUUGGAUGUCUGGAUCCUCCUCUUACAAGGAUGCCAAGAAAGACCAAAAACAGUUAUUGGCAGUGCUCGGAAUGUGACCAGGCAGGGAGCAGUGACAUGGAAGCAGAUAUGGCCAUGGAAACCCUACCAGAUGGAACCAAACGAUCAAGGAGGCAGAUUAAGGAACCAGUGAAAUUUGUUCCACAGGAUGUGCCACCAGAACCCAAGAAGAUUCCGAUAAGAAACACGAGAACCAGAGGACGAAAACGAAGCUUCGUUCCUGAGGAAGAAAAACAUGAGGAAAGAGUUCCUAGAGAGAGAAGACAAAGACAGUCUGUGUUGCAAAAGAAGCCCAAGGCUGAAGAUUUAAGAACUGAAUGUGCAACUUGCAAGGGAACUGGAGACAAUGAAAAUCUUGUCAGAUACCCUUCAUGAGACCCAACUCUGCCACAGCUCAUCCUCGGAGGCAAUCCCGGAAACCUCUUUUAUAAGUGUGAUUUUAAAAAUGUGGAUUAAACUCUCGAUAGAGUACAUAAAGUAAAGGAGAACAGCUAUAUUGUCCUUUCUAUAAGCUUGUCACUGCAAAAAGUUGCCUUUUGCUUGUCAGGUUUGGAUAGAAUAUAAUUGAUUGGUUUGUUACUUGGACUAACAAGGCAGUAGAUUUGCCUGUGUGGAAUUUUUUUUCCUAUUUUUCUUCUUUUUGCUUUUUUUGCACUUAUCAGAAAUAUUUGAUGUGUGCAUUGUUGAAAAAUACUGGAUACAUGUCUUGUCAGAAUUGUCGUAUUAAGUAAUGUCUUUCCCUCUUGCUUCUUUGGCAAAUGUUGAUACACAGUGUUUGGACUUACUGAAGAGUUACUGAAGCCUGUGGGACUUAAUAAAUACAAUAUGCUACUCCCUGUUGUGAUUGAACAAUACAAAUAACAAACAAGAAAGACAAUGCAUUCCAUUAGUCUGCUAUUCUGUUUCCUUCAACUUCAUACAUAGAUUCAUAUAUGAAGUACUGCAUUGUAAAACAACUAUAGACUCAUAUUAAAUGUUAUUUCUAUUUAUAAUAUUCAGCAAAAGUGAAAGACUUGUGAAGCAUAUGACAUUCUAUUUUUGACUUAUUAGUCCUAGUGUGAAAGCAUUAAUAUUAUUAGCAUGAAAUUUUUACUUCAGAUUUUAAGCUCAUGAAUAAAGAUAUAUCUGUGUUGAUCUCUAGAUAUUUUUAGUAAUACCCAAAUAUAUUCAGUCCUUAUUGUUUUAAUAUAAGCUUUCUGUGUUCAGUAUAAUUUUAUUUUUCUCAACCUUAAAUAUGAACUUAGGAAAUAAGGAGGGAAGUACAAAGAUUAUUGACUAUACAACCUACCAGCUGAAAGAAAGAUCUUCAUCAACAUCUGUAUCUUUCCAGAGGUAUACAGAAUUAAAAUUUGAUCUUCAAGCUUUAAUGAUCCAGUUUUAAGUCAACGGCAGAAGUAUGUUGAAUAUUUCAUCACUCAAUCUUGAACUGAUUUAGAAGAGACUCUUUGCUGAAAUUGAAUUGCACUUAUACAUGUAAAUUGUCAACAUGUAAUUUGGAAUUUUCUGAUUAAUAAAUGUGGUUUUGGACAUCUUUUCGGGUAUAGUGACAAUGGAAAAUAGUUUAAACUUUAGGAAUAGAGUAGGUAAUGUUAUAGAUAAUCAAAAGCAAUUGUAAUUGUAAAGCUGCUGUAAUCUAGUGAUCUCUAGUUACAGUGAGGAACGCUAUGAUUGGAUGAGAUGUUUGAUAAAAGUAAAAUGUGUAUGAAAUUACAUAUAAACAGAUUAUUAGCUUAUUGAAAGAUCUCAUAACAUUGGAGGAAAAAUAUUCAUAAUCUUUAGCAAAACUAGUAGACUUUUGUUUAAAAGAAUAAGAUAGGACUAGUUGUCACUAUAUUAGCUUAAGGAAAUGUUGGUAAUUAUUACUGUUGCUGAACUCUGGCUGCUUUUAAGCAAAAUGACAGAUUGCCAUUUUCUAAGUGGAAUAUACUAAUCCAUUAGACCAUGGCCCUCUUUUAAUAUUUAGUGAGAAAUUACUCGCAGUUGCUUUAUUUUAGGUUUUUUGAGAAACUCUUAGGCCUUGUUUUGGUAUCACUGUUAAUCAAAAUCCUUUUCACUUUGAUUCCAAUUAUAAUACUAUAUUAUCAUCAUUUUCCAUCUUGCAUUUUCAGUGGUGGUGGAUAUUCUAUUCCACAUUUGGUGCUAGUCCUAAGAAUCUUUGUCACAUGUUAUACAUAUAGACUGCAAAAUUCAUAAGAUAUAGGUCCUGCAAAAAGUAUAGUUGAAGUAAGAAAACUUGAAGUAACUAGAAUAGAAUACUUUCUCCUAAUAAUCUCUUAAAUGCUCUCAUAUCCACAGUAUAAAAUUAUUCCGUGUCCAUAAUCGGUCCAACUACUAUAAGGAGAAAAUUGAUGUGUGCUUAAGAAAAUAUGUACUAAAUGAUUCAUAUUUCACAGACCUACAUAAGAAAAAAAUGGCACAUCAGGUAAAUGAUAGUUGUUUAUCACACAGUAGGGAAAGGAAGAAACAUGAAAAUAUCAGGAAGGAGAUGAAAUGUCUCUGAAAUACAGGAAGAAUGACAUAAUAGCAAGUAGUGGUUCUCAAACGUUGUGCAUUGGAAUCACAGGAAGGAUUUGUAAAAACACAGGUGACUACCCUAUUCCUCUCCUGGAUCUGCCCUCUGCCCACUUUACUCCCUCCCCCUUCACCCUGGAGUUUCUGAUUUAGUAGAAAAUUUGCAUUUCUAACAAGUUCCCAGCUGAUGCUGAUGCUACUGGCCUGGAACACCACAUUAAGAACCAUUCAUAGGUAGUAUUUUUUUUAAAACAUCGUUGUGUUGUGCUUAACAUUGAUUGAUAAAGGAAUGUGCUUUUAACAUCUCCUUAAAAGGUCCCUUAGAUUUCCUCUAGAUAAAAGAAUUAGUAAUUUCAUCUGCAACACAUACAAUUUUUUUUAAUUUUAUAAAAUUUAGUUAAAUGUUUGUUUUACACUGACUAUGGAAACAGCACUAUUUUAGAUACAGAAAGAAAUCAAUAAACAUAGCCUGUGUUCACAAUUCACUCAUCCUUUUGUUAUAAAAAGACUUGAAAUUAGGGUUAUGUUUUAACAUGAAAACAAAAUUUAGCCUUAGCUUUUAUCCAUCUUAACUUUAGAAAUUAUAUUUAUGCAUUGUUUAUAGAUCAUUGUCAUUCGUUGUUGCUUAAGUGUUCAUCUGAUUUUAUAUUUAUGAUGUUAAAAAUAGACUGCUGACCAAUAAAUAAUAAAAUAUUUACACUCCAUUCUAUUUCCCUGUAUUCACAUCCUAUUAAUGAAAACCACUGGUUUUAAACAAAGUUACUUAUUUCAUAAAACUCACCACUAUUUUACUUGAUUCUCAAUAUGAGAAUAUUUCAUGACUAUUUCACCAAAAUUUAUUCAAGGAAUUCAGAAGGACUCUCCAGCAGAGCAGAAUAUUUACAUCAUUAAAUUUUUAAAAAAAUUUAAAAAUGGCAAUUGAAACUUGUUUAAGAGACUCAACUUGGAGUUUCCUGACAUACGAAGGCAGAAUCAUUUUUUCUACCUGUCUGAAUCAGCACUUUGUAAGUUUACAUAAAAUUAAGGAUUGUGAUUUCUAAGAUAGGCAUGCUUUGCAAAUAUUUCUCUAUAAAAGUGGAAGCCUCUUUCCCAUAGUGCUCACUUUAAGGCUUUCUGUAGGCCUGCCGAUAAGAUUCACUGCUGUUCAGGUACAUAAGAUGUAAUGUAAUUGGAUGCACAUGCUGGGCUUUGUAAAUAAAAUGAGAUUGACACCCAGCAAUUAUCUCAUUUAUCUGAUUUACAUUGUAAAAUCAGGAUCUACACUAUUGAUUAGAGCAUAAUUAGUUAAUUAUGAACAGGGAAAUACAAAGUUACAUGGAGCUUGAGCUCAGCAGGUUGUACUGCUGAAAAAUUUCCAAGGGCAUGAGCAGAUGGAAAUCAGUUUAUUAAAGAACAAAGCAGACAUGUUUCAGGUAUGGAAAUGUCUAAUUCUUCUCUCAUGCUGUGAAGAGUUGCUUGACCUUAUUGUGUAUUUUUAUAUGAAUUGUUUUGUCUCAUCUUUCAUUUUCUUGUUUCACAUUUAAUCUUGUAAUCUGGCUGCCACAGAUAUAGCUAACUGAAUUGAUCCCACUCUUUAAGUGACUAUUAAAUACAGAUUUGGAUUUGGAUAUUUUUCUAAUUUUUUAAAAUUAAUUUUUAUGUGUAAAGAAUAUUUUUGUCUUUCUUACUACCCAUUCAUUCAUUAUUGGCUGAUACAGAAGUCUGUAGUGGUAUUAAUGAAAUAGGUUCAAGCCCUCCACGUUAGUCUUAUAUUUGUGAAAUGAUUAAAAACCAUUUUCUAAUUAUUUUGUAUAGAAACUGCUCAUGUAGGUAAUUUGCACUAAAAUUGUUGUAAAUUACAAGGAAUAAAAUAUUGUACUUAUUGAUACUAAAUGUUAUUCCGUAUUGGUAGAAUGCAGAAUUUUGUGCAAGCUUGUAUUAUUUGUAAAGUGAUUUAACUCAUUGACCACAAUUUGUAUUUUCUCCAUCUGUUAAGAUGUUUAAUCAAAAUAAUUGGCCACUAUUCAAUGAAAGAACUCAUCGCUACCUGUUAAUAGAUUUGCGUAGAUGUUUGAGCUGCUAGUGAGAUUUUUAUUUAAGUAAUGACAGUAUUCAAGACUAAUUUUUUUGAACAUUCUUGUGAUGGAAUUUUUACACAGAAAUGAAAAAGUUGGAAAAUCCAACCCAUCAGUUCUCUGGAUAUUUAGUUUUUUUUAAGUGGACAGACAUAAUAGUCUAUAUUUUCAGAGUCCAGUUUUUGUUUUGCUUUAUAUAAACUUAUAGGGGCUACAAGUAAAAUGUUCCAUUGGCAUAAAAGAUAAUGUGAUUAUCACAAUCAACUUGAUCAUAAAAAUGUACAUCCUUGUUCAAGUCUAUGUUAUGGAUUUUGCUUCUUUCUAAAGUUUAGCUUACAAAUGGCUAUAAAUUAUUUGCAUAGGAGGUGCACUUAAUUGUUUCAGUUAGGUUUUAAAAAGUAGUUGUAGUUUACUCCUCUAAUGAAAUUAGAGAUGUUAAACCCUUUGGAAUACUGACUUUUGGCCUCUUAGGCAUUCGAUGAAAUAAAUCAGCUGCUUCUUUUUACUUGUUUGCAUAUUCUCAAUAGUCAGGUAAACACCUGACUAAUUGCUUGUUAUAUGGAUCAUAGCACAUAUGAAGGUAAAUCAUUUUUUUCCCUCUUCUUUGUUUAGGGUGCUAUUCUUAAUCAUAUACUAAGUAAGUAUUUUACAUACAUAUAGACUGUGUUUAUUUGGUCACUACAUUUUGUUAAUGGGUAAAAGACCAUAUAUUAAGCUACUUUGUUAUUUACAUCUAUAUCUGUUAUUAAUCUGAUAGCUAGGAAGUUGUAUUUAGUAAGAAUCUAAUUAGGUUUGCUUUUAUCUUAUAAUUGGGAUUCCUUUAUGCUCUAUAGUGUUAAUGUGUACAGUGUUUAUUAGAGGCUUAAAUGAUACUUCUUUAAGCAUCCAGUUUUUAUUUUAUUAAAAAAUCUUAGUGUUUCUUUACAGGUUAGUUUUGUAUUCUUUUUUAAUAUUUUAAGACAUUGCCUUCCUAUUUAAUAAUGUGCUAUUCGUAUAAUAAUCUGUUUUUAUUACAUAGACAUUUGUGUUAUUUAAUAAAGUAUAUUGUGUUAUAUCCCUAUACUUUUGUGGGUCAAUGACUGCUUCUGAAAAAGUUUUUUAAAACAUUUUAUUCACUAUUUAUUUUGAUAAAUUUUGUCCUAUAUUAUGUGCUGCAUGUGUUUCCAAGUUUAUGUAAGAAAUAAAGGUAGAAACCAUAAAUAGGUCAAUAACUACUUUAACUCCAUUGCAGCUUUUAGGUAGCAGAUGAUUAUAGUCCCUUACGAGUUUUUUUAAAUGGUCUAAAUUUGCAACAUAGCUCAGGGUUUGUUGGGUGACAGGAUUUGAUGAAGAUUACAAAGUGGUAUUUGUGUGUAAAAUUAAUAAGCCACUAUUUUGGCCAUCCACAUUGUUCUUUGAUUUCUUGGGUUCUUAAUGGUAUCUCUUAUAUUUGUCCACAGUUUAUUAAUUCUUGCAAGUUCUGCUAGAGUUCACUUGUGUCCAGUAAGAUGUUUCUGUGAUUAGCACAUAGAGCUAUGGAUUUUUUCAAUUCAAUAUUCUAAGAUAGAAACAACAGAUUUUUUUCACAUUGAAAUAAUUUUGGGACAUCUUUACAAAGAUCUUAUAUUUGUAUAUUUGUUUAUCACCAAAACUAUUGACUUCAAGAUUGGAUUCUUUUCUUUUUUUCCCCUUCUGUUUUUUGGAUUUUGGCAGUUCCUAAGGGUACUACUACUUUUUGCUACUUAGUCUUGAAGCUGAAGCUUUUAUUUACUUUUGAGUGAGCUAGAACCUCAGAGAACUUGCCUAUCACCCCUAAUUCUGACAAGCAAAUUCUUUUUCCUUUGGAAUGCAUCACAAAUACAUGAGAGUUCCACAUGUCGACUAAGUAAUUCUGAAAGGUAUCACUAAUGAAGGAAUCAAUCAGCAAGGAUUAGGUCAUUUUUAAAUGGCAUGUAUUUGUUAUCUUCUGAUAAGCUAGCAUAUAAAAUCUUUCUCUUCCUCUUUUCAUUAGUUCUUGAGCUGAAAGAUAAUUUAAUUGUACGAGUAGUUGAAAUCAGCAACAGAUUGGAACUGUGUUAGUGUAGCAAACUUGUUCUUGGUUUAUUAGCUGGAAUUUCAUAGCUAUAUCAACAAGAAUUAUUUAUGUACAUUAAGGUGAUAAAUAAUGAAUUAUGAUACACAUGCAUCAUGAUAGUUGCCUCAAGUUAUACACUAGAAAUCAUAAUUUGAAAAUUAUUAUGACACAGAGUUAUAAAGUAAAUAUGCAGUAAUUAGGUAGUAAAUUGAUGUGAACUAGGAAAAUGUUAAUACUUCAUCAAGAACUUUGAUUAUUAGCAAUCUGAACUCUGGCGCACUACCCAAAAACCUAAAGUUAAGGAGAAAAGACUAUAGUUAACAAACAAAAUUGAGCCCAUUUACUUAACUCAGUAGCAAUUAUCAUUUUCAUGUAUUUUUACUGUCAGUUUACAUAGCCUCAGUAAGUUUUAGUGGUCUGGUUUCUGAAUCCAUAACAGAUUGUUGUUGGGGAAUUUAUGCUUAAGCAAACACACCGAAAAUAUCAGGAAGCAGUGGCUGAUAGUUUUCAGGCAAGUGAGGACCCUGAAAAUCUACAAAAAUUGAAUACAAGAAUUCAAAUAGAACAGCUGACUCCUGGUCCUCAUUCCAAGGACAAAAGGCUGACACACUGCUAGACCUGUAGCAGCAUAUGUUAUUCUUACUGAUGACCUGAGAUGACAAAUAUAAAUUAUAUUUAAUAUGUUUAUUUGAUGAAACGAGCAAUGUGAUUUUUAAAUUUCGCAUCAAAGAUGAUUAAAACUCCAGUUUUUAUGUAUGAAGGAGUAUGCUCUCAGUUAUUUAGAAAUCUCAGCCUUCUCAUAAACUCAGAAAUACUUAUACUUUGAAGGUUUCUAUAUCCAUAGGUUUAAUCGAAAUUUUGGCUAAUGAAAGGUAAAUAUGUUGUACUGAGAAAGAGCAUAAAAUUAUGUGGGCUUGCCAGUCUCUUUAUGUCACAUUUGAACUUAGCUUAUAUUAUUUAUUAUUCUUUCUUAAUGCCAGAACAACAGGUAUUUGAACAUUUUAACUGCUUUUAAAUAUAUUUUUAGAUGUGUGAUAUUGUCAUAGUAAAUAAAGUACUGUUGGUCCUAUUGGUCCUAUUUGAUUUUAUCUAUUCCUGUAGCUAGAACUGUCAUAGUAAGCAUUUUUUAAAGUCUUGAAUCUACAAGGUUUUUGGAAAAGUACAUAAGCUUAUUUUAUUCAUAAGGAGAAAGUUGUAGAGGAAGAAAUGCAUAAACUUAGGACAUUCAUUUGUGUUUUAAACUUCUUUAUAUCUGAGUAACUUAAUUAAGUUGCUUAACUUUUCUGGAACUCUUGAUUCCCCAAAUGAGUUUUUGGAAGAUUGGACUUUUGUAUCAUAAUAUGAAAUUUCUACUAAAAAUGUAGAUUUACAGUCCCUUUUAUUAUGAUGGUUUCUUAAAGUCAAUUGUUUUUCUUUGUGUGUUGUUUAUGUAAGAAGAGCUUCUUCCCCCUUUUUUCCUAAAAGGUUAUUGAAUAGUAGUUUUUAACUUUAAUCAAGUAAUAUAUGUUCUAUAAAUUUUCCCCUUGGUUUCUUAAUUGCAGAUUUCUUGACAUUUGAAGUUUUAAAUCAGUGAAAGAUAA
This is a messenger RNA of Homo sapiens (human), 10942 nucleotides long. It is a transcript of the gene PHF14, whose product is annotated as PHD finger protein 14. Lineage: Eukaryota; Metazoa; Chordata; Mammalia; Primates; Hominidae. Gene Ontology annotation, biological process: chromatin organization; germinal center B cell differentiation. The transcript has 17 exons. The coding region runs from base 453 to 3119 and encodes 888 amino acids. The record is from RefSeq and is marked validated. Gene Ontology annotation, cellular component: cytoplasm; chromosome; nucleus.